Oreochromis niloticus (Nile tilapia) is the source of this 1654-nucleotide messenger RNA. It is a transcript of the gene dusp5, whose product is annotated as dual specificity phosphatase 5. Bases 126 to 1256 code for a protein of 376 amino acids. Gene Ontology annotation, biological process: endoderm formation; protein dephosphorylation; negative regulation of MAPK cascade. Gene Ontology annotation, molecular function: MAP kinase tyrosine/serine/threonine phosphatase activity. Gene Ontology annotation, cellular component: nucleus; cytoplasm. The record is from RefSeq and is a predicted model, not a curated record. NCBI's taxonomy places the organism in Eukaryota, Metazoa, Chordata, Actinopteri, Cichliformes, Cichlidae. The transcript is spliced from 4 exons.
UAAAACUGAUCGGCAGGAAUCCCCUUGGAGGAAAUGUAGGCACGGGCGCGGGCACUUCUCUCGCCCGUAUUCAGGAGUAAUCAGUUGAAUUUUUUAGGCAAUAAAAACAAGUCCAACAAAUCAAAAUGAAGGUCUCUAGCAUAGACUGCCGGCGUCUGAGGAAAAUCAUCAGGAAGGAGUAUGGAAGCUGCCUUAUUGUGGACUGUCGACCUUAUUUUUCAUUCACGAACUCUAAUAUCAAAGGCUCAGUCAAUGUUAAUCUUAACUCAGUGGUGGUCCGGAGAUCCCGAGGAGGACCGGUGCCCCUGCAGUUUGUCAUCCCGGAUGAGAGAGCUCUGUUUAGGCUUCGGGAAGGGAGCAUUUCGGCUAUAGUAGCGCUGGAUGACCGGACGUCCCACUGGCAAAAACUGAAAAAGGACAGCGUAGCUCAAAUAGUAAUAAACACCCUGUCACAUCUUGCGAGCGGGGCCAACAUCUGUUUCUUGAAAGGAGGAUACGAGAAUUUCCACUCUCAAUACCCUGAACUUUGCACUGAGGUGAAAACCAUUGACCAGAGCGGAACUGAAACCGAGAAAAGAGUCAGCAACCACAGCGAGAAGCUUUCACACCACAAACCAGAUUAUGAUCAGGGUAAACCAGUAGAGAUCCUGCCUUUCCUCUACCUCGGUAGUGCCUACCAUGCCUCCAGACAGGAUUAUCUCAGCGACCUUCAUAUCACAGCCUUGCUCAACGUGUCACGCAGGGACCUGCAGCCGGCCAAGGGCCACUAUGACUACAAGUGGAUCCCUGUGGAGGACAGCCACAUGGCCGACAUCAGCUCCCACUUCCAGGAGGCAAUAGAGUUUAUAGAUCAUGUGAAGCAGUCAGGGGGGAAGGUCCUGGUACACUGCGAAGCAGGCAUCUCUCGCUCACCCACCAUCUGCAUGGCCUACAUCAUGAGGACCCAGCAGCUGCGGCUUGAUGCAGCCUUCGACAUCAUCAAGCAGCGCCGGGCAGUCAUCUCACCAAACUUCAGUUUCAUGGGUCAGCUGCUUCAGUUUGAGUCCGAGGUGCUGUCCAAUGCACCGGUUCAUGCUGCCACACCUGAACCGGCCACGCCCUGUGUCUCGGAGUCCGCUUCCUUUUUUGCCAAUGACUUUGCCACUACCUUUAACACCAAAAACUUUGAGCCGUCUGUGUUCACCCUCCCUACCUCUUGCCUGCAGUCCCCAGUCCACCACCAGUUCAAACUGAGCCCAAUAACUGCACUGCCUUAAAAUAAACUGUGACUGCUUGUAGUCUUACUUGAAAAUAUAAAAAUCAACGCUCUCUCUGUGUGCCUCGUGUUGAAUACGGCAGAGCAGAUAGACUGGAGAUCAGCCACAGACACAAAGAAGAGUCAAAGACAACUGUAUUCAUAAUAGGACUUGAAGCCUAUGAAAUCCAUGGGCUAGAGACACUGAUGCUUUUUUCCUGUCUUCUGAACUGCAGUGAUGAAACAACACAGCACAGUGAUAAACUGCAAUAUACAUGCCUUAGGUUGAUAUUGUGAUUCAUUUGCCUACUCACAAACAUGGUCAGGCAUUUAAACCUAAUUUAUUUGAAAAUGAUGGUCUGUUUUUUCAAUAAUGUGGAUAAAAAUAUGUGUUUAAUAAAUGUUUUCACUGCAAAAACA